Molecule: messenger RNA, 1869 nt
Organism: Argentina anserina (silverweed cinquefoil)
Lineage: Eukaryota; Viridiplantae; Streptophyta; Magnoliopsida; Rosales; Rosaceae
Product: GTPase-activating protein gyp7-like
Exons: 11
Coding region: 228-1568 (446 amino acids)
Biological process (GO): activation of GTPase activity
Molecular function (GO): GTPase activator activity
Source: RefSeq, a predicted model, not a curated record
ACACAGUGAAAAAGGAAGAGUCUUUCCUAUUUGUAUAUUUUGGGUUUCUUUUGGUCUGGCCAUCCACCUCAUCUGGGUGCCAUUGGAAUCUUGCUCACAAGGCUCAGAGGAGGUUUGGCUUUUCUGGGUUUCUGGUGAUCUUGCUUUGGGUGGUGGGUUCAGAACCCAAAAGGGUUUGGGGUGAAUCACAAAAGAGGUGAAAAAGAUAGAAACUUUGGGGCAUUGGAAUGUGGGGGAGCUCAGGAACUCCUGGGGAUUCUUUCUAUGAGGUUCGCUCUGAGUGUACUGAUGUACCCAAAAGCCGGUUUAAGAUCAAGGCAGGUAAAACUCUAAGUUCAAGGAAAUGGCAUGCGGCAUUUUCUCCAGAAGGUCGUCUGGAUAUAGGCAAGACUUUGAGUCGAAUCCAUCGCGGGGGUAUCCAUCCAUCAAUUAGAGGAGAAGUUUGGGAAUUUCUACUUGGCUGUUAUGACCCAAAUAGCACAUUUGAAGAAAGAGAGCAGCUCCGUCUACGCCGAAGGAUAGAAUAUGCUAGGUGGAAAGAAGAUUGCCGCCAAAUGUUUCCUGUUGUUGGAAGUGGUAGGUUCAUCACUGCUCCUGUGAUUACUGAUGAUGGUCAGCCCAUUCAGGAUCCAAUAGUGCUUAUGCAAAUAAAUCCAAAUAAGGGACAGGAUUUAUCUUCACAGGAAAAUGGUAAAGCCAAUGGUCUUGCCAUGAAUCCUGCUAGUGCUCUGGAACCGGUGAAUGAUAAGAAAAUAAUCCAGUGGCUGCUUACUUUACAUCAAAUAGGGCUUGACGUGGUUCGGACUGACAGGACGCUAGUGUUUUAUGAGAAGCAAGAAAACUUAUCAAAGCUUUGGGAUAUUCUAGCUGUUUAUGCUUGGAUAGAUACAGAUGUUGGCUACUGUCAAGGAAUGAGUGAUCUUUGCUCCCCCAUGAUUAUCCUUCUUGAUGAUGAAGCAGAUGCAUUUUGGUGUUUUGAACGUUUGAUGCGCAGACUGCGAGGAAAUUUCAGAUGUACUGAUAACUCUGUUGGGGUGGAGGCACAACUAAGUAAUUUGGCUUCAGUCACUCAAGUCAUUGAUCCAAAACUUCAUCAGCACUUAGAGACACUAGGUGGAGGUGAUUAUUUAUUUGCUUUUCGGAUGCUUAUGGUUUUGUUCCGUCGGGAAUUCUCCUUUUGUGAUUCGUUAUACCUUUGGGAGAUGAUGUGGGCUCUUGAGUUUGACCCUGACUUGUACAGUGUGUAUGAAGAUUCUGACACUGAUGCAGAAAGAACCGAGGGAUCUGGAUCUUCGAAAGGGAAAUCACAAUCGAAACGUCAUUAUGGGAAGUAUGAGAGGGAAAAUAUGAAAGUAAAAGGUCCAGAAGCACCUCUCCCAAUAUCUGUUUUCCUGGUUGCCAGUGUCUUAAAAGAUAAGAGCUCAAAACUACUGACAGAAGCUCGGGGUCUCGAUGAUGUUGUUAAGAUAUUAAAUGACAUAACUGGAAAUUUAGAUGCCAAGAAAGCUUGCAGUGGCGCAAUGAAACUUCACAAGAAAUAUCUUAAAAAGCAGGCUCAGAAAACAUAGCAUCAGCAUCCACAUGAAAAUUUGGCUAGUCAAGAAGGAAUGUUCCUUACAUUCUUUGUCAAGAGGUCAUUAAUAUCGUGCCAGUGUUGGCUAUAAGAUAUUAGAGAGCUGCGAUGUUGGUCCAACCUCAGAAUAUUGCCACAAAACAGCUAGUGUUUGUUAAAUUGAUCUGAAUUAUUUGUAAAUUUAUAACAUUCUUUGUAGGCCUAUCAUUUGUACAUCAUAACGAGGCCCUAUGUUUUGUGUAACUAUGUUGUAUGAAAUGAUAUUAUGAGGGAAAAAUGAUAAUGCUUACAUCUCU